CGGGCUGCGCCCCAGGGAAGCUGCCGGAGCCCGGAACCCCGGCGCUGAGGGACGAGCCGCCGCCGCCCGCGUUGGGGUCCGGAGCCCCGCUCUCCCCUCAAGGCUUAUCGGAAACUUUUCUCCCCCAGCCGUGCCGCCGCGCUCCCUUAGCGGGGCUACGGGCUGGGCUGGGUCGAGACGGGAAGUUUCUCCCCCGGUCUCCGGGCCGAAGCAACUUGCCCGCACGGUCCCCGAGCAGCCGGCGAGGCCGGAGCCGCGGCUGCCCGGGGGCCGAUACGGGAGAAAAGCGAGGAGGAGCUCGGUUGGCGGGAGGGGGAGAUGAAGCCGGGGCGUGGGGAAGCCGCUCCCUUCUUCUCCUUCCUCCUCCCCCUCCUCCUCUUCCUCCUCCUCCCCUCCCCGGCUGCUCCAGCCUGGCAGCCAGGCGGCCGCUGCCUCCGGCCGGAGCCGCUGCAGUUGGGAAGCGGCCCCGGGCCCCCGCCGGGAUGGGGGCGCCGCUGGCGGCUCCCGGGCUCCUGCUCCUCCUGGCCGGCACGGCGGGGCUCUGCCGGGCUCUCUUCUCCCUCCCGCUCCGCGUGUCCCACCCGGCCGCCCCCGGCGGGUCGCCCCCCGCCCCGGUGGUGCUGCGGCCGGGGAGCAGCAGCAGGCAGCAGGAUCCCCUCGGUGGCGCGGACGGCUUGGCCUUGGCCUCGGAUCCCGGGGGCACCCUCAACUUUUUAGCCAUGGUGGAGAAUCUUCAGGGGGACUCCGGCCGCGGCUACUACCUGGAGAUGCUGAUCGGGACCCCGCCGCAGGCGUUAAAUAUUCUGGUUGACACUGGGAGCAGUAAUUUUGCUGUAGCGGGUGUGCCUGAUCCUGAUGUCACCUCCUACUUCAAUACCGCGCUGUCAAGUACAUACAAAUCUGAAGGGAUUGAUGUCACAGUUAAGUACAGUCAAGGAAGCUGGACUGGAGUGCUGGGUACAGAUGUCAUUACUAUCCCAAAAGGAAUCUAUGGCAGCUACACCAUCAACAUUGCUACCAUUCUUGAAUCAGAGAAUUUCUUCUUACCAGGGGUUAAAUGGCAUGGGAUUCUUGGUCUUGCCUACGAUGCGUUAGCCAAGCCUUCAAGUUCUGUGGAGACGUUCUUUGAUUCUCUUGUGAGGCAGGCAAAGAUCCCCAACAUUUUCUCCUUGCAGAUGUGUGGUGCUGGACUCCCUGUUUCUGGAAGUGGUACCAACGGAGGUAGUCUUGUUCUGGGUGGAAUUGAACCAAGUCUGUACAGAGGUGAUAUCUGGUACACACCCAUCAAAGAGGAGUGGUAUUACCAGGUUGAAAUUCUCAAACUGGAGGUCGGAGGACAUAGCCUCGAAUUGGACUGCAGAGAGUAUAAUGCCGAUAAAGCGAUAGUAGACAGCGGAACCACGCUCCUCCGUCUGCCCCAGAAAGUCUUCAGUGCUGUUGUGGAAGCAAUAGCUCGCACAUCCCUGAUACAAGAAUUCUCUUCUGGUUUCUGGACAGGUUCACAGCUUGCUUGCUGGGAUAAAACUGAAAGGCCCUGGUCCUUAUUUCCUAAAAUCUCCAUUUACCUGAGGGAUGAAAACUCCAGCAGGUCAUUUCGGAUCUCUGUCCUACCACAGCUUUAUAUUCAACCCAUCCUUGGAAUAGGAGAGAAUUUACAGUGCUACCGAUUUGGCAUCUCUUCCUCUACAAAUGCUCUAGUUAUUGGUGCUACAGUCAUGGAAGGCUUCUAUGUAAUAUUUGACAGAGCCCAGAGGAGAGUGGGCUUUGCAGUGAGUCCGUGUGCAGAAGUUGAUGGCUCUCCAGUAUCUGAGAUUGAAGGCCCUUUCACAACAGCAGACGUUGCAAGCAACUGUGUUUCUAGCGUUUCUUUCCAUGAACCAGUGUUGUGGAUUGCCUCCUAUGCUCUCAUGAGCUUGUGUGGAAUUAUCCUCCUUGUACUGAUCAUUCUACUGCUUAUUCCACCACGGUGUCAGCAUCGCUACAGUGACAAUGACGUAGUCAAUGAUGAAUCCUCUCUAGUGCAUCAUCGAUGGAAAUGAGAAACUUGAUCAUGAAACCUGGGACUUAGAAUGAAGAACAAAGUACUUUGCCAAGGGGAAGAAGCCAAUGCCUCAGUCCUUUCUAUGUGCAUUACAAAUUGCUGUUGAAAUCCCGCCAAAUAUCCUGCAUCAUAACUUUUUAAGCUUUAUUUUCUAACACUGAUUCUGAACCAAAGCACUGUUAACCACCUCUUAAGUGCUAUGGUACUGGAUUUACUACUGCAGUACAAUGAGCCUUUACGCUCUCAAUAGUACCUUCUCUUAAAGGGGAGGGGGAAAAAAAAAAAAAAGAGGAAGGAAAAAAAAAAAAGGAACAAAACACACCAUGACACCAUGAUGUUCUUCCACUGUCUGAACAAAAUUGUCCAUCCCUCUUUCACAAAAAAAAAGGAGCUGUCAGUAUUUUCUAACUAAUCAAUCCCUGACUGUAGAAAAAGGGGGUAAAAAACUUAGUAACCUUUCUUAUUAAUUACAUUAAAUGAAUACUGCUUUCUGUUUACAUCAGAUCAUUUUGAAACUGCUUAUGGUGCGAGGGAGGGAGAAAGGUCAGACUUAAGCAGCAGAGAAAAGCAGUUGAGGUCAAGAAGAAAUGCUUAAUCCUCAAGAUGACUGCUGCCAAUUGAGAGGGUCAUUCUUCCCAAGUGUCAUUACAAAAUAGUUUGAGGAGGUGAAAACUGGGAAACAAACUUGUCCAGCCUUAGUGUAAAACAAUACUACCUCUCUUAAUUUACAAGGUUGAUACCACUGGUAAGCAUGUGGUUCAGAACUGGUCUUGAAGCACAAGACUCUCUGAACAACCAAAUGCAACUCCUUAGCUUCAAAGCAGUGGAUUUUAUAAAACUUAAUGAAUUUCCACUUUGGUGUGCAAAAAAAACUCUUUCAGUUUUCCCUCUAAUGGGUUUUGUGGGGUUUGUUGGGUUUUUUUGAGUUGAGGAUGACUGAUAGUUAGAAAAGGCUGGUCUGCCUGUAUAUGGACAGAUGAUAAAGCUAAGGUCCAUGUUCUGCCACGUCUUUUCGUAUUUCUAGUGAACAUGUAACAAAAAGGAAACAAAAAAAUAAAACAGACAACGCUUUUUUUUUUUUUUGGCUGAGCUCAGCAACAUAGAAGUUCAAGGGAAAAAUAUCUGUCUUCAUGGACAGACUGUGAAGUGAAAGUCUUAAUGCUGGCUUGUUUUUCAACUUGAACAGCAGUUGGAGGUAUUUAGUUUAGCUUCACUGGUGUGUCAAUCAAAUGAAAAGUCUGUGUACUGACUGGCUGAAAACAAACAUGUGGUAAGACUGCAAACAACAGUAAGAGAGAGCUGGGAAGAAUAUAUUUGGCCAGACCUCUAUUGUGCAAGCGUAGAUCUUAAUGCUGAGGUCAGAACAUGGUAUUUUCUUUUCAGAUAGGGCAAUUUUUCUUGUAUCUAGUCAGUGAGCGUUGCAGGACCUCUAUCACUUUUCCAUAACACUGGCGUAGUGGAUUUGAGAGAUAAACAAUGCAAGUUUGAGGAGUCUAGUGAUAACUAUUAGUUACCCCUUUUUUUUUUUUUUUUUUUUUUAAGAAGAAGGAAAAAAAAAUUUCCUUUGCAUUUCGAUAGCAGAACAGUUUGUGAAUCUGUGUGGGAAAAAAGGAGGAAAAAAAAAAAAAAAAGGAAGCUUAGCUCUGAAUCUCCCAAUCCCUUGCUUAAGAAAUUUUCUGCCUAUAAUCCCUUCAUAUAGCUUUCUGAUUCACACUGCCUCUGCAUCUGACUCUGCAUGAAAUAAGCAAAGAUAUUUUUUUCAGAAAUGGUGCUUUUACAGAGGUGCACAUAAUGUGUGUGAAAAUAAAGCACUGCUGGAUUUUUUUUUAAGCUAACUUGUGUAUUUCACUUCAUAACUGGAAGUGCCUGUGGUUUUCUUUCUUUUUUAAUUCUAGCACUUUCAGGUUGCUUGGCUGAAUAGAGGAAAAUAAUUGGUGUUGUGACCCAAUGUCUGAAAAUUAUUUCUCUUGGAAGCAGGGGUUCAAAAUAGGAGGAAAUUUUGAGUUUGCCUCCUUCUUUCUCUGCCUCUUAGUUUUUAAGAGGAGAAAAAUGAUGAAUUAUAAGGAAUGUAAGAAGCUAUAGAGCUUAGGUGUUUUCUCAGUAUUCUAUUUUCCAUACAUCUCUUUCUUAAUGCCUUAAAAUUAGAUUUUUAAGUACAUGUUAUAACAAGAAGUUCCCUUGAGUUUUUCUUAAAAUAAUAGACUUUGUUCUGAAAAGAUAGUGUGAUGUUUCCAGUUUUGUGAUUCAAUUCCAUAACAUCCUCCUGAGUUUGGUUUUACACAUAACAAAUAAUUUCAAAGUUGUAUUCCUUCUUCUACAGUAUGGUAAUAUAAGUAAUGCUUCUGUCACCUAUUUCAAACAGAAACACAGUAUGAAUGUUUGGAUUGAUACAGCAGUAAACAAUGAGCCUUUUUUCAAUUCAGGAAGUACUAACACUUGUAUGCUCUUAAAAUAUUUCUUAGCUGCUUCCCUCUCCCUAGCCCAUCCUAUCUCCUUAACACACAAGAGUUUCAGGAGGAAAUUUAUUGGGAAAGGUUCCUAGUAUGUUUUCUAAUGACAUGUGAGAUUUCUUCCGAGCCGCCUGACGAAGUCUUUUUAGUGUGCUAGAUUUCAUAUAAAAGCCUUUCAGUUUUACUUUUUCACUUUGAAUGUCAUUGGUCAAGACAUUUUAAUAGAAACACUUGAAUUACAAGAGCAAUAAUCAAGUAGCACAAAUGAAAUUGUAAUAUAUUCUUGAGUUUUCAUGGCAUCCCUUGCCACUAAAAUUUGGCUUAUAGUAAAAAUGCUGUUAGCGACAUCUGCUAGCAGCACAAACUUCAUCUCAGCUUGUAAAUUGAUACUUACACUGGCAGAUAUGCAGGUGAGUAUUGCUUUGUUGCUCUGGUAACAAGAAGAGCAAUAGAAACCCUUGAGGGUUCAUUUUUAGCCUAUAGCACAUUAAGAAAAGUAAUGCUCUUGAGCAUUUUUCUAUGAAAGAUGAAAUAGUGACAGACUACAGUGUUACCAAGUGUGUCUAACUGGUGAUCUUUUUUCCUGCUUUUUGGUGGUGGUGGGUUUUUUUGUUUUUUUUUUUUUUUAAAGGGGAGUGCUGUGAGGCAUUUUAUGCUCCUGUUAACUAACUUCAGAUAUAAGAUUAAACCGUAUCUUAAAAAAAAGGGGGCAAAAGACUGGAGCUUUGGUGCUGGAAAAUAUUCUGUGUUUAUUAUGGAAGACAGGAUGCUCCAAAUCACAGCACUCCAAAUCAUUCAUUGUACACGCAUCAAUAUUUUUUGCAGAACUAGCGUUCUCAUAAGGUGAAUGUAAUAUCAUGUACCAUGAAAAUGUCAGAAAGCCAAGUUUCAUUGGAUGCAACCUUUUAGAUAAUUGAUGCUAUCAGUGUGAUCAUUAGGGACUUGAAGAUGUGUGAUUUGAGUUCAAGUAGUUAAACCUGAGUUCAGGCAUGUGAAUAUGUUAGUUCUAUCCCACUGCCUUCACAAGUUUUAGAAAUAUUAUCAUGGGCUUUUUGACUCAAUUUAAAUGCAGAAGAAAGUAGAUGAAGUAUUUUACUAUACUUUUUUUUUCAGGUUCUGUAAAAGAAGGUAGCGGGGAUUGUUCUGUUUUUAAGGUGAAAGAGCUUGCAUUUAGGAUUUGUAUGUUGAAUCAACCUAAAUACAGUAUAUCAAGGCAGUGUACCAUUCCAGUUCUCAGCUUUGACGUUGUGCAGGUUAACUAGUGGUAGUAAUGGAGAGAUGGGGUUUGGUAUCUCUUGCUAGCAUAUCAGUUCCUUAACAACAGUUAACUCUUCAUCAGAUAAAGUCAACCUAUGAGUGUCCUGUCCAGUUAACUGGCUGUGUAUCGGCUGGAAAUGCUUCAUGGAAUGACGAGCCAUUUGUAUACCAACCUUUUCAUUUUAAAUAUGAAAAGGCUUAUGAGAGUUGCUUAACACAGCAUAUUUUCAUAAAGAGAAAGUGGUCUUUAAACUUUCUGAUAGUCCAGAAUGAUUGUGAUGCUGAAAGCUUCUUUGAUUUCUGUAGAGGUUUCCAACAACUAGGCUAGUUCGUUGUCAUAUUCUGAUCUUAGUCAUUGACCUAAUAUACGUAAGUAGUAAUAUGAAUUGCACAAUGAAGGGGGCUGGUAAAAUGACCUGUGGAGGUGAAAGUAGAGGAAAUUAUAGAAAGAGAAAUAAGUCAGCUACCAUUCACUUCAUUAAAAAUUGUAAGAGCAUAGUGGAUUGAUCCUUUUAAGAAAGGUCUGUACAAUUUACCAAGACAUUAGUUUCUGUCAAAAUUUACUCUCGGAUUGAUAAAUUGUUCAUUUCUGGCUGCUGAAGUUCUUGCUGCUGUUCAGAGAAGCAAAGACAGAUUGGUAAUGGGAUACGAGCAAUCUUCUGAGCCAGUCAGAUUUCCUGGCUUCUGGGGCCUAAUUAGACAUAAGGCCAGGCUUGUGAGUAAUCCAGAGUCCUGGAAAUGGCUCCUCAGGAAUAUUAUCUGAAAUAUAAUUGUUGGCUUCAGCUGAACCCCUGGAUGAGAUGGAUCCAUACUGCAAAAGCCACUGCUACAACCUGCACUAACUGACAAGUGGGGCUAUGACGAGUGAUGGGCUGAAGCUAGCUGGUGGUGUGAAAUGUGGAGAUGCUAAAUAAUUGAGUCUUCUACCAGGCUUCCAGAUCAAGGCUGAGGCUCCUUGGUAGAGCAGGGUGGGAGAGCAGCUGAAGUUGCUGACAAGCUGCUGUGAGUGUAAAGUCAGUCAGUCACCUGGCUGCUUUGGUAAGCGUUCACUUGUCUCAAUUUUUUGAAAGCCAGUGUGCUCUAAGGUGCCUAUUGCUGAUACUGGGCAUUAUCCACUCACAGGUGAGUAAGGGGCACAAUCAUCUUUAGGUACAAUCAUUGGCCAGUUACUGAAUAUUCCCCUCUCCAUAUAACAAAGUGCACAGUGCUAUGUCUCACCCCUAGCAAUAGUCUAUAAGCAACGAAACAGGUUAUUUUAAAACAUGCUGACAUCAGUGACUGUACAGUAGUAAUAUAGGAAUAUUGUGUGUUUGCUUUUUUUUUUUUUUUUUUCCUUUUCAUUGUAUCUAGGCUUUGGCUGGAUCUUUGUGGUCAGGUAUUUUUUUAAAUAUUGGGAAUUUUAGAUUAGACUACAAAGGCACAUGCAGAAUUUCUUUUAAGCUAGCAAAAAAGUAAAACACAGAAGGUAAUUUUCAGCAUUUAAAAGGCAAUACCCCUCAACAGCUGUUCUCUCUUUUUUUUUUAAUGAAUGAUAAUCACUUUAAAUCAAUGUAUUUUAGUAUAGCUGCCGUCCUACUAAUUCACUGGUUGUAAAUCUCAUUUUUCUGAUCGGCUUCUGGCUCCCUCAUCCCCAGCCCCCCCACCACCAAAAAAAAAAGUUCCUAAAAGCUGAAAGCCUCUAUAUCAAAAAUUAAGCCUUCUAACAAAAGAUAUUUUUCUUUGUGACCAUUCACAGACUUGUUUUAAAGUAGUUUGUAAGGCUUUAGAAAUUAACUCUAGGUUGAAAAUACUUGCAUUAGCAUUAGGAGGAGUAUUAGAGCCAAAACUUCAUCUAUGUCAGUGGUCCCUGAAUUUGUGUGCAAAGAAGUCCUUUGUACAUCUGAUGACACUUCCUAGACCUCUUUCACUUCCCACUUGGAAGUACUUAACCACUUGGUCUUCCUCACUGGUCCUGUACAUUCUCCUUUUUCUCUGUCCUUAUGAAAUACAGGGGUGGAGAGGAGGACCACAAGGAGCUGUGAGAGUUAGUGCCAUUCCUUAAGCAGAUGACAGCCCCUUCCUUGAAGGCCUUGCCGUGUCUUGUCCUACCACCAGCUGCAAUGGACCCUUACAGUUUGUCGGCUGUUCUUGCUGACUGAGACACCUCUGCUUUUUCCAGUUGAGCAACUCAGCCUGCAAUGUGUACUUAGGCAAAAUACUUGAAUAAACUACAUUGUUUGUAACCGUUUUCUCAUCACAUCCCUCUUUGAAGAGGGCAAUUUUCACAGAGCCAUGUCAAACCUAUGAAGGGUAUGUUUAUUCCUGUGUUGUUAGGGAGGAAUUAUGUAGCUGAAUGUUUAAAUGGCCGUAUUUGCAACAUCGCUGUCAUUUGGAAAAUUCUGGGGAAAAAAUGGACACAAAAGUCAUGUUGGAAAAUUCUGGGGGAAAAAAUGAACUCAAGAAAGUCAUGUUGAAGUGGUACUGAAAAGACAACGGACAAUUUCUUGAUAGCACCAAGGCAUGGAUUACUGCAAUAUGUCCUGGAAAAAAUUGCUUUGCUAGCCAAUACUCUGUGUGUGCAUAAACUAUACAAAGUUGAGUGUUUAAAUAAGAUUUAUCUGAAACAGGCAGUUCACAUUUUUUAUUGAAAGUUUUAUAUGGAGAUGCAGAAGUCUUUUAAGACUUCACCACUACAUCCACUGUUACUUGAUAAUUAUUUAGGAAGUGUGGAAAGGAUUUCACCUUUAAGGAAAUGAUUCCAUCUUGUAGAGGCAUUUCUUCACCUGAUUUUUUUUUUUUUUUAAUAGAAAAUGUUUUUAACAUUGACUGAAAGGAAAAUGAGAUCAAAACUUUGGAAAAAGGGGUAUAGUCUUUUUAAUUCAGUCUUCAGGUGAUGUUAGGAUAUCUACCCCACUUACUGAAUUUUUCAAAAAUUGAUACUUUGUACUUUCAGGUCUUGCCAUUUUCAGAUAAAUACUGUGUAAAAAAAAUCAAAUUUUAUGCUGCUUAAAAUAAAUAAUUCUUUCAACAUA
This is a messenger RNA of Tyto alba (common barn owl), 8759 nucleotides long. RefSeq names its product beta-secretase 2 (gene BACE2). The coding region runs from base 483 to 2039 and encodes 518 amino acids. Gene Ontology annotation, cellular component: endosome; membrane; trans-Golgi network. NCBI's taxonomy places the organism in Eukaryota, Metazoa, Chordata, Aves, Strigiformes, Tytonidae. The record is from RefSeq and is a predicted model, not a curated record. Gene Ontology annotation, molecular function: aspartic-type endopeptidase activity. Gene Ontology annotation, biological process: amyloid-beta metabolic process; membrane protein ectodomain proteolysis. The transcript is spliced from 9 exons.